Molecule: messenger RNA, 597 nt
Organism: Penicillium diatomitis
Lineage: Eukaryota; Fungi; Ascomycota; Eurotiomycetes; Eurotiales; Aspergillaceae
Exons: 3
Coding region: 1-597 (198 amino acids)
Source: RefSeq, a predicted model, not a curated record
AUGAAGAUGACCAUGGUUGCCUUUUCCGCCCUGCUGGCCCUGGCUGCCGCAGUGGACACCACCACGACUGCUAUGGCCCCAACCGUUACCAUGACUGCCGAGGCCCUGUGUGCUAAGAAGUGCAACGCAAACGAUGUGUGCUGUAUUGCCCAGUGCUACCACGUGCCCUGCCCCAGCGACAACCAAGCUAACGACACCAAUAACUGCGUUGCUGCUUGUCCUCAGGGCACCGGCUCGCCCGCCGACACCCAGAAGUAUGCAGACUGUGAGCAGCGAUGCUAUAGCUCGCACUUCUUGGCCACGACCUAUGUUGCUGCUGCUCCAACCGCCGCUAGCCCUGGCUCUUCCAACUCCAACAACAACAAUAAUAGCAACUCUGUCUCCAAUGCCAUGACUACUGGCGAGUCCACCAGUGAUGUCAGCUCUGGCUCUGGCUACACGGUUGUCACAGGCUUCCAGCAAGCCACUGCAACCAGCAGCUCUGCUACGUCCACUUCCACCGUCAUCACCCAGACCGGGGGUGCCGCUGGCCCUAUCAAGGGCGGUGCUUCCGGCGCUGGCCUUCUUGGUCUGGCUCUGGCUGCCUUCGUCCUCUAG